Scedosporium apiospermum is the source of this 1590-nucleotide messenger RNA. RefSeq lists its product as uncharacterized. The record is from RefSeq and is a predicted model, not a curated record. Gene Ontology annotation, molecular function: heme binding; iron ion binding; oxidoreductase activity, acting on paired donors, with incorporation or reduction of molecular oxygen. The transcript has 4 exons. NCBI's taxonomy places the organism in Eukaryota, Fungi, Ascomycota, Sordariomycetes, Microascales, Microascaceae. Bases 1 to 1590 code for a protein of 529 amino acids.
AUGGAGUUGGCUUUACUCUAUUUCGCCGCCCCAAUUCUCUUCUUCUCCGUGUUGCAGCAGCUGCUGUCAUGGAGGAGGAAGCGCCUCGCCCCUACCCCCAAGUUCCCUGGGCCUAAGCAAUUCCCCAUUGUCGGCCGCGUCCAUGAUGUGCCCAGGUUCUCAAUAUGGUUGAAGUUCAAGGAGUGGGCAGACAUCCAUGGACCUAUCUAUCAGACCAGAGCCUUGAACCAGACAUUCAUUAUCGUGUCUGAUGAGCAGAUUGCCCAUGAGCUUCUUGUCAAGAGGGGUAACAUCUACUCUGGCCGUCCUCAGAUCAGGUCCCUCAUUGGACAUAAAGAGGGUCCAGCAUACUCUGCACUGAUGGACCGUAAUGACACCUGGGCUCGACAACGCAAAUGGGUCCACGCAGCCAUGACUGAGGCUUACAGACACCAUUUCUACCAGCACAUUGAGCGGGAGACGAAGCGGUAUCUCGUCACGCUGCUGGUCGACCCCGAGCGGUUUUACUCCAACACUCGCGAGUACUGCGGGCGCAUUAUGAGUCGUCUUACCUGGGACCGGGCGUUUGAAGGCAAGCUCAACGGCGAGAGCGCCGAGCAGACGAUGAACGCUAUGUCCGUUUCCGGCCCCAUAACCAACACUAUAACGCCCCUCUGGCACAUUCCGUUCCCCAUCAACCCGUGGAAGAAAUUUGAGGUCAAGCGUGAGGCCACGCAGCGCGCCUGGUGGCUCAGUAACUUCCACAUCGCCAGGGAACGUUUUCUGCGGGGCGACCUGCCGGCUGAUACCUGGGCUUAUCGGUACUUUGAAGAGGUGCGCAAGGAGGGCAACUGGGAUGUAGAGCAGGACGACGAUCAGGCCGUGUUUGCGAGCUGCAUGAUUGGGUUCUUGAACUUGGUUGGCGUUAUUACUAAUUCAGGGCCGCUCAAGUUCUUCCUUAUGGCCAUGGCGCUGCAUCCGGAGUGGCAAAGGAAGGCGCAGGAGGAGAUUGACCGUGUGUGUGGUGGUCGGAUGCCCACUAUUGAGGACUUCCCUGACUUGCCUACAGUAAGGGCUUGUUUAAAGGAAACAGUGAGGUGGAGGCCCAAUGUGCCCUUAGGUGUUGCUCACCAAGCCGAAAGGGAUGAUGAAUACCAAGGUGUGAAAAUCAAGAAGGGCACUAAUAUCAUCGCGUGCGAAUGGGCCCUGAGUCGUUCGCCGUCCAAAUAUCCCGACCCGGAGCGCUACCGCCCCGAGAGAUGGCUCGAACCCGGUUGGCCCACAUAUCAGGAACCUCUAACGCGGUACCCGAAUUUCCGGGAAGGCUUGGGCUUGCACAUUUUUGGCUGGGGCCGCCGAAAAUGCCUGGGCAACACCCUAAUCGACGAUGAGUUGUUCGUCUGCGGCGCGGCUCUCUGCUGGGGGUUCAACAUGGCGCCCAAGACUUGCCCGAGGACGGGUAAGGAGGUCCCAAUUGACACCCUGGCGAGUAAUAGCCAUGCCCUCUUGGAGCCGGAUCCGUUCCAGAUGUCGUUCAAGCCUCGGAGCGAAGCCCGAGCUUCACAGAUCCUGGAGGGAUAUAAGGAAGUGGUUGGGGAAUUGAAGGUCUGA